Molecule: messenger RNA, 1046 nt
Organism: Lindgomyces ingoldianus
Lineage: Eukaryota; Fungi; Ascomycota; Dothideomycetes; Pleosporales; Lindgomycetaceae
Exons: 2
Cellular component (GO): membrane
Source: RefSeq, a predicted model, not a curated record
GAAUGGCAACACCAACCGCAACAUCCCUCGCCUCAACCACAACCUCCACAUCAAUACCUUCCUGCACAACCGCCGUCCCCGGAAAAUACGGCUAUGUCCCUCCUGAUGCCUGUAACUCAUACUAUUCCUAUAGCCCUAGUUUCGCCGCAGCAGUUGCCUUCGCCGUCCUCUUCGGCAUCGUCACUAUUGCUCAAACCAGCCAAGCGUUUGUCUAUCGCAAAGGUUUCUGCUGGGUGAUUAUCAUGGCAUGCUGUUGGGAGUGGGCAUCCUUUAUCACUCGCGCCCUCGGUUCCCACAACCAGCAAUCUCUUGCCUUGGCCUUCGUCAGCCAGCUCUUGUUUUUGCUUGCGCCCCUGUGGAUCAAUGCGUACGCAUACAUGACUGCCGGUCGACUGAUCUGGACAUUCCAUCCUUUGAAGAAGAUAUACGGCAUCAAGGCUAUCAGCAUUGGGAAAUACUUCGUCUGGCUUGAUAUCCUGUCCUUCCUCGUCCAAGGCAUUGGCGGCUCGAUGCUUUCUCCGGGAUCUUCUGCUGAUACCCAGAAGCUUGGAAAGAACAUCUACAUGACUGGGGUUGGCAUCCAAGGGGCUUUCAUUCUCCUCUUCACCGUGCUUAUUGCACGCUUCCACGUCGAGUAUCUACGCCUCCAGAACACCGGAGCCGUCCCGACGGCCAAAAAUAAGAAGUGGAUGUGGCUUACGUGCGCACUCUACGUUGUAUUAGCGCUCAUCAUCAUGCGAAUCGUCUUCCGCCUAAUCGAGUUCUCCGCGGGCGUAGACAUCUCGAAUCCGCUGCCCUACCACGAAAUCUACGCGCUCAUCCUCGACGCUUUCCCCAUGCUUCUGGGUAUCGUCAUUCUUACAGUCAUCCAUCCCGGCAUGGUUCUCCAGGGGCCUGAAUCCGAGUUCCCAUCUCGCAAGGAGCGCAAGGCGGAGAAGAAGGCUAAGAAAGCUGAGAAGAAGGCGCGUAAGGAAGAGAGGAAGAUGGCGAAGAAGGGAUUCAGGUCCCAGGGACAGGACACCCGCUAUUAUGGAAACAGACACUAG